Molecule: messenger RNA, 1014 nt
Organism: Mycena indigotica
Lineage: Eukaryota; Fungi; Basidiomycota; Agaricomycetes; Agaricales; Mycenaceae
Product: Mitochondrial carrier protein
Exons: 4
Coding region: 52-1014 (320 amino acids)
Biological process (GO): pyrimidine nucleotide import into mitochondrion
Cellular component (GO): mitochondrion
Molecular function (GO): pyrimidine nucleotide transmembrane transporter activity
Source: RefSeq, a predicted model, not a curated record
AAUUUGCCCGCGUCUACUACCCCGGCCAACGAAACCUGUUUAGACCAAGUAAUGGCAGAGGCUCCGACGAAACUAACGUUCUUUCCCGACAAGUCGUGGCGACACUUCGUGGCUGGAGGUGUGGGGGGAAUGUGUGGGGCAAUUGUCACUAGUCCUUUUGACGUGGUCAAGACAAGACUGCAAUCCAGCCUAUUUCGCGAAAAAAAUGUCUCCAUGGCAGGUGUGAGUGGGGCUGGGGCGGCUGCCUAUGCUCCACGACCAAAUUUAUUUUACAACUUCAUUGAAACUGGCCAUAUUAUUCGGGAUAUAUAUCGAGAAGAGUCGCCAAGAGCCUUGUUCAAAGGUCUGGGACCCACCCUUGUCGGCGUAGUGCCUGCGAGGUCUAUCAACUUCUUCGUAUACGGAAACGGGAAACAAAUAAUUGCCAACAACUUUAACCAGGGCCAAGAGAACACUUUCGUGCAUCUAACUGCUGCUGCGACUGCUGGAAUUGCAACUGGAACGGCCACGAAUCCAAUUUGGGUCGUUAAAACGCGUCUACAACUACAAUCCGAUGCCGCACGAAGCACAGGAAAGGCCAUUGGUGCCAGUCUAGGAACAAUACGAACGAUACUACAUGAAGAGGGCAUACGGGGCUUCUACAAGGGACUUAGCGCGAGUUACCUUGGUGUUACGGAAAGCACCAUCCAAUGGGUGCUCUAUGAGCGCUUGAAGCGCUUAACUGCUGGGACCGAUUUAGAAUGGCUCGGAAUGGUGGGCGGCGCUGGGGCAGCCAAAUGCGUGGCAACCCUAAUAACAUAUCCUCAUGAGGUCAUCCGAACGAGGCUGCGGCAACCCAAAGUUGACGGGGUCAUGAAAUACACCGGCCUUGUCCAAACGUUCCGCCUCGUUCUCGCUGAGGAAGGCGCAAGGUCAAUGUACAGUGGUCUGAGCGCCCACCUAAUGCGUGUUGUCCCAAACGCGGCGAUUAUGUACUCAAUAUACGAAUUCAUCCUUAGCUGGGACAAAAAGUGA